AUGAUGGUUGGUGGUGGUGGUAGUGGUCAUUGGGCUGAGGUCCGGGCCCUAACCCUAGAUGUCCUCGCCGGCCGGUGGUUCAUGGCGUUUGCAUCCAUCCUUGUCAUGUUCGUGGCCUCGGGUGCAAACUCCACGUUCGGCCUCUAUUCAAACGCCAUCAAGUCCUCUCUCGGUUACGAUCAGACCACACUCAACUUGCUCAGCUUCUUCAAGGACUUGGGCGCCAACGUCGGCAUCCUCGCCGGCCUCAUCAACGAGGUCACGCCACCGUGGGUAGUCCUCUCAAUCAGCGCAGCCAUGAACUUUUUCGGCUACUUCAUGAUCUGGCUUGCAGUCACUGGAAAAAUUCGUCAUCCCCAGCUCUGGCACAUGUGCCUCUACAUACUCAUCGGCUCCAAUUCUCAGUCCUUCGCCACAACCGGAGCCCUCGUCACCUGUGUGAAAAACUUCCCGGAAAGCCGCGGCCCGGUUCUCGGGAUCCUGAAAGGGUACCAAGGAGGUCUAAGUGCUGCUAUCAUCACCCAACUCUUCCAUGCCUUGUAUGCCAACGACACAAAGGCUCUAAUCUUACUUGUAGCUUGGCUUCCUGCUGCUAUCUCCCUCCCAUUUCUCCGGAUCAUUCGGAUAAUGAAGCCCGUUCGCCAGAUGAACGAGCUCCAUGUCUUCUACAAGUUCCUCUACAUUUCUCUCGUUCUCGCGGGUGCUCUCAUGAUCCUAAUCAUACUCGAUAAACAGCUUCAUUUCAACCAGAUGGAGUUCGGUUUUAGCGCCUCCUUGGUUUUUUCCCUUCUUUUUCUCCCCGUUGUUGUUGUUAUCAAGGAAGAACUCAAUCUCAGGACAAUCAAGAAACAGGCCGUAAAUGAGCCUUCACAACAGCAACCAUCCGCGCUAAGAAUGGAGCCAAAGCGAGUUUCUUGGCUCUCAGACGUGUUCCGCUCGCCGGAAAGAGGCGAGGACUACACCAUACUUCAAGCUCUUUUCAGUAUAGACAUGUGUCUUAUAUUCCUAACUACAAUCUGCGGUCUUGGAGGGACUUUAACGGCUGUUGACAACUUGGGACAGAUCGGUACUUCGCUUGGGUACUCCACUCGAAGCCUGAGCACAUUCAUUUCGCUGAUGAGCAUAUGGAACUAUCUGGGAAGAGUAUUUUCCGGUUUUGUAUCUGAAAUCAUCUUAACAAAGUACAAAGUCCCCAGGCCUGUGUUGCUCUCGUUGAUUCAACUCUUGUCGUGUGUUGGAUACCUUCUGAUGGCCUUCAACCUCAAGAAUUCCAUCUAUAUUGCGUGGAUAAUAGUCGGGUUUUGCCUGGGCGCUCAGUGGCCAUUGCUUUUCGCCAUCAUUUCUGAGAUCUUUGGACUCAAGUACUAUUCAACGUUGUUCAAUUUCAGCUCGGUUGCGAGCCCGAUUGGAUCAUAUCUGCUAAACGUGAGGGUCACCGGUCAUCUGUACGACCAAGAGGCAAGGCGGCAGAUGGCGGUAUUGGGAAUCCAGAGGAAGCCUGGCGAGGACUUGAAUUGCAGUGGGGUGGAGUGCUUCAAACUCGCCUUCAUUAUAAUCACUGCCGUUACAUUUUUCGGUUCGCUUGUGUCGUUCGUCCUUGUGCUUAGGACGAGAGAGUUUUACAAGAGCGAUAUUUACAACAAGUUCCGGCCUGACGAAGCUGAAGCAGUGGAGAUGGAGAUGGCUGUGGCCGGCAAUGUGGUCAGUGGUUCUUCCGCGGUGAAAGGUUAG
This is a messenger RNA of Vitis vinifera (wine grape), 1731 nucleotides long. RefSeq names its product protein NUCLEAR FUSION DEFECTIVE 4. NCBI's taxonomy places the organism in Eukaryota, Viridiplantae, Streptophyta, Magnoliopsida, Vitales, Vitaceae. Gene Ontology annotation, cellular component: membrane. Bases 1 to 1731 code for a protein of 576 amino acids. The record is from RefSeq and is a predicted model, not a curated record. The transcript has a single exon. Gene Ontology annotation, biological process: transmembrane transport. Gene Ontology annotation, molecular function: transmembrane transporter activity.